AUGUUGAUGCGCCAUAGCUGCAUCGGCUCGAUUACUAUACGAACACCGGCCGUGUACCGGCAAACACACCACGUGUGUCCACAGCUCAGUAUUCACACUGAGGCAAAAAAGUUAUGUCAUCUACAUAAUGUUUAUUAUCAUCGCUAUCUGGCAACUCAAUACUGCGUCGCAUAUGACGUCUAUCUCGAAGUUUUGCGACACAUUGACAUGAAGAUUGAUACCCACCUUGGGCAUGAUACUCCACACUGGUGCAUGCUUAACUCUUGCCCUGCCUGUCAAUACCAGCUUGAAGAUGAACCUGUGCUGAAAUUUUCUGUCCUCUGCGCUUGUGAUGGUAAUAAUUCUGUGAAGCUUGUUGAUCCUGUCAUUUGCAGAGGCAACGAACGUCUUUAUCCACGAUCUGGUCUCAGUUCCAUAUGGCUCACGGAGGAAUAUGUUGAUGGCUUCAAAGAUGAAGUCCAGAGUGCCCGUACCCGUCAAGCCAAGGACAUCCGAGUCGACCAGCAACAAAUCCAGGACCCUGAUGACCCAUGGGUAGAUGAACCUGACUCAACUGAUGCAGAACCGAGCAACGUCUGCGUUGACCGCUGGUGUAAUGCGGCGCCAGAGUCCUGUAAGAAAAUGUUCAUAAUUUUCAAGAAGUCCGGCAUAUUCAUCACCAUUUGUCGGCAUGGAUUUCUGCUCACCAUUUGUGAUAUGGUACGAAGUGGAGAACUUAUGAAGUACCCUAUUGCCAGCUUAAAGAAGCUAAUGGAUGUCUUUGGGCCGAAUAUUCUUUAUGGUUACGACAUUAAAUGUGCCUUCAAGAAAAUCCUUCUUCGAAGCUCGUUAGCUGAUGACAUGAAGCAGUUGAAUAUCCAAGGUGUUGUUCCUGUGUUUCACGGACAUGCACACAACCAACUGUGUCAAGUACAACACCAUUCAAAGUACAUGGUAGGCGCUGGAAAGGAGGAUUUUGAGACAUGUGAGCGUGUGUUUUCAGAAUCUAAUGCUCUGGCUGCACAGACACGCAAUGCCACAGAGUUCCACUGCCACCAGGCAUUAGACGAGCACUUUCGUUUCGCUGAUAUGGAUAAGUAUGCUGGGUUAUCGAAUUUCAUUCAUCAGAAUUAUGUUCAAGCUCUCUCGAUCAUCAACGCCUCUACUAUCUUCCUUUUGAAUUUUCAAGCAUCAACACCCAACAUUGAUUUUGCAGCCGACUUAGAGGAUGAGCGUGCUUGUUUGCAAGCCCUCACACGCAAGAAGGAUGAAACUUCUGUUGAAGUGGAUUAUGUGAAGGCUCUUGUUGAUUUGGAAGACGAUGCCGGACAUGUACAUCGACGACACACAAACACUACAAACAAGUUAGAUCAGAAACUGGAGAUUGUGGAGGACUAUGAACGGCAGAUGGCGCUUGAGACACGCUGGCACCCCGAACAUCCAGAACGACUGAAGGCACAGUCUCAAAUUACGCACCAGCUAUAUCACAAGGCACUCACGAAAAUGCAAAUGAAUGGUUACAAACUGCGCACUCAGAUCUCCACUGCUCUCAAAAUGUGUGCAACUGCAAUCCGAAAUGCUAUCCAAUGGUACAACAAGUAUGCGGCCCUUCUUAAUCCGCCACGAGCCCCACUUCAAUGGGAGCAAAUUACAGUGAUGGAAGUUCAGCACUUGGAUGUAGAGAUUGGCCACUUACUGACCAAGAUUCGAGAUGAUAGAUUGAAAUAUCCUGCUGCCAUCAAGAGACUAGAGGAAACUGACCCCUUCCUUGCAGGGGAAGUGACUUGGCAUUGGCAGUAUUUACAAUCUGUAAAUGCAUGUCAUUUGUGGCGCUUCCAGAAAACUUGCUCUUUGCCAGGCUAUAGCGGCCCCCCAGAUGACUCUGCAAUCCCCCAUGCUUCGGAGGAGGAGUCACAGAGUGUAGUAGAGAGCGAGGAAGAAUGCGGUGACAUAGAUGAGCUUGAGCAAGUGCAGGAUUAUAUUGAUUCACUUGAUCAUCACAUUAUGGACACCAGUAUUAAUGAGUCGCACACUAUUAUUUAUCAGUAG
Molecule: messenger RNA, 2028 nt
Organism: Suillus bovinus
Lineage: Eukaryota; Fungi; Basidiomycota; Agaricomycetes; Boletales; Suillaceae
Exons: 10
Coding region: 1-2028 (675 amino acids)
Source: RefSeq, a predicted model, not a curated record